UGAGCCUAGGAUGGCUGAGUCCGGCUCCUUCCCGCUGCUGGUCCAGGGGUCUUGGGGCCCCGACACCCUGAAGAACUUGAGUACCAAGUUGCAGAUGUACUUCCAGAGCCCAAAGAGAUCCGGCGGGGGGGAGUGUGAGGUCCGGCAGGACCCCGGGAGCGCGUCCCGCUUCCUGGUGCUCUUCCACCCGGAGGACUUCCGGCAGAGGGUUUUGGCAAGAAAGAAUCACGAGUUAAUAUGGCCAGGAAAAGGAACUUUCAAGUUAACUCUCCAGUUGCCCACAGCCUCAGAUAAAGUCCAUGAUGGUGUAGAAGAGAAAAAUUUGACUGAGAGGUGUCAAAAGAACUGGAUAUAG
Molecule: messenger RNA, 355 nt
Organism: Nycticebus coucang (slow loris)
Lineage: Eukaryota; Metazoa; Chordata; Mammalia; Primates; Lorisidae
Product: protein mono-ADP-ribosyltransferase PARP14-like
Exons: 3
Coding region: 11-355 (114 amino acids)
Source: RefSeq, a predicted model, not a curated record